UUCUCGCGGUAACUCCGUUCGUCUACCGGCGGCGACAUUCAGAGAGGAGAUGGCGACCAGAGGGGGGUUCCAGACUGCGCCGACGGGAGGAGGUGGCGGAGCAAUGGGACCUGGACCACCAGUACCUGGCGCAGGACCGGGCAUGGGACCUGGUACUCCUUCUGGAAGAAUGGGACCGUCGCCGGCCGCACAGAACCACAUGUACCGCUCCCCCAUGCCCGGGCCUGGGUACCCGAGACCAGGCAUGCCUCCAUCAAGCCGUAUGACCCCACAGGGACCAGCAAUGGGCCCCCCAGGAUACGGCAACAGCCCAGUGUCUCGGCCGGGGAUGCCCGGUGUUAUGGACCCAUCUCGUAAGAGGCCGGCUCCCCAACAGAUUCAGCAGGUUCAGCAGCAGCAGAACCGCAACCAGCACACAAAGAAGAAGAAGAUGGCUGAUAAAAUUCUACCUCAGAGGAUCAGGGAAUUGGUUCCAGAGUCUCAGGCUUACAUGGAUCUGCUGGCUUUUGAGAGGAAGCUGGAUCAGACUAUUAUGCGCAAGAGGUUGGACAUUCAGGAGGCCCUCAAGAGGCCCAUUAAGCAAAAGAGAAAGCUUCGUAUCUUCAUAUCGAACACCUUCAACCCUGCAAAGCCUGAUGCAGAGGAUGGAGAAGGCACUGUUGCAUCAUGGGAGCUACGUGUUGAGGGCCGUCUACUGGAAGAUACGGCUGUGUCAAAGUAUGAAGCCACCAAACAGAAGAGAAAGUUUUCCUCUUUCUUCAAGUCCCUUGUGAUUGAGUUGGACAAGGACCUGUAUGGUCCAGAUAAUCAUCUGGUGGAAUGGCACAGGACUGCCACCACCCAGGAGACCGAUGGUUUCCAGGUGAAGAGGCCAGGUGACGUGGGUGUUCGCUGCACUGUCCUGCUCAUGCUUGACUACCAGCCCCCUCAGUUCAAGCUGGACCCCCGACUGGCUCGCAUGCUGGGUAUCCACACCCAGACCAGACCAGUCAUCAUUCAGGCCCUGUGGCAGUAUGUGAAGACCCACAAGCUUCAGGAUCCUCAUGAGCGUGAAUUUAUCAACUGUGACAAGUACCUGCAGCAGAUCUUUGAGACCCAACGGAUGAAGUUCUCUGAGAUCCCUCAGCGCUUGCAUGCACUCCUGAUGCCUCCAGAGCCUAUCAUCAUCAAUCAUGUGAUCAGUGUGGACCCCAAUGACCAAAAGAAGACUGCUUGCUAUGAUAUUGAUGUGGAAGUGGACGACACACUGAAAACCCAGAUGAACUCCUUCUUGCUGUCCACAGCCAGCCAACAGGAAAUAGCAGGACUGGACAACAAGAUCCAUGAAACCAUUGAGACCAUUAACCAGCUGAAGACCCAGAGAGAGUUCAUGCUAAGCUUUGCCAGAGAUCCUCAGGGCUUUAUCAACGACUGGCUGCAGUCGCAGUGCAGAGAUCUCAAGACCAUGACCGAUGGCGUAGGAAACCCAGAAGAAGAACGAAGAGCAGAGUUUUACUACCAGCCGUGGGCUCAGGAGGCAGUCUGCCGCUACUUCUAUUCCAAGGUCCAGCAGAGGCGACAGGAGCUGGAGCAGGCACUCGGCAUCAGGAACACCUAAGGAAAUGUGGUGAAGCCUUGUGUGUGAACUGAGUUAUCUGACAAACUUAGAGACAUAGAUAGUAGAUGGCUUUACCACUAUAUAGGAUGAUGUUGUUUUUCUUUGGUCACCUGCUGUUUUUUUUUUUGUUUUUUUUUUUUUUUUACACAUUUCUUGAAUGCUUCGUUCUCUCACACCACCAGACCUCCUUGUAUCUCCUUUUGCAUGUAUAAGCCGUACCUGGAAGCAUUCCUUUGAGUUUUAUAAAUUGUGUCCACACAGAAAUUGGAAAGCAGACGGAAGAUUGUACCUGGCAACUUUUUAAUGCAGUUUGUCCCUGGAACAAAAAAAAAUCUUAAAUCAGAUAGAAUGUGUUGACUCUAUUACGGCUCUUUGUGCCCAUAUGGGAAAGUAAAUUUACAUUUUACACUCCUAAGCCAGCCCCCAGGUGCCUGCCUGUACGGUUAGAUAUCCGUUGUGGUUGUUUUUGUGAUCUGUCAGGCUGAUUUUCUGCUCUUUGGCUAAGUUCUCACGGUUUGAUUUGACAGGUUGUGCUGCAGUCUGCUGUACUGAAUAAGUUCAAAAGUUCAGUCCUGCCAAAGUAUCCAUUGUGGCAAAGCGGUUAUUUCUUUUGGUGCCACUUAUGAGGCUUAUUCCCCCCCACACUUUUUUUAAUGAUCCUUGUUUUAAAAAUGUAUUAUCAGUACUUGUCUUGUUAGCUAGUACAGAUUAUCGAGGAAGUAGCUAGUAUGAGUACCUCUAGUCUAUAUAGUUUUGUAAAUACUCGGCAGGCAAAACUAAAGAUGGAUGUGAAGUCUAAUUGUAUCUUAUCCUGGCAGAGCUUUUUCUUAACUCUUCGUCUACGCUCAGAUAGUCGGACCAGUAUUUAUAUUCGUCGGCUCUUGCUCUGAGUCCAGAGAUUCAUUUUCAAACUACGUAAAGCAACAGCCGACAAACCUGCUUAGUUUUGUGUGUAUUAAUUAAGAGAAGCCAUAAACACUUGAACAAACUCGGCCUCAUGCGGCCGAGCGGUUUUAAAGAGUCGUAGCUUCUUCGUACACUGACUGAAGACUGACACUUUGUGCAUUAAAUAGUCGUUUUCCUGUUGAAGGUAAAAGAUGAGUGUGUGCAUUUUAUUAACAAAUUCCAAGAAUACACUAAUGUGGGUUUGGGGCCAGUCGCUCGAUGGGAAGCCAGCGGUGGGACACUGGGAGGGGGGUUAUAGUGGACUUUUUCAUGGACCAAACCUAUUUUUCUGUAUGUUCUUAUGUUAUAAUAAAGACUAAGCAAAAUGCACCUGCA
Messenger RNA from Betta splendens (Siamese fighting fish), 2878 nucleotides. It is a transcript of the gene smarcd1, whose product is annotated as SWI/SNF related, matrix associated, actin dependent regulator of chromatin, subfamily d, member 1. Gene Ontology annotation, cellular component: SWI/SNF complex; nucleus. NCBI's taxonomy places the organism in Eukaryota, Metazoa, Chordata, Actinopteri, Anabantiformes, Osphronemidae. Bases 50 to 1597 code for a protein of 515 amino acids. The record is from RefSeq and is a predicted model, not a curated record. Gene Ontology annotation, biological process: regulation of transcription by RNA polymerase II. The transcript is spliced from 13 exons.